This is a messenger RNA of Plasmodium gonderi, 1008 nucleotides long. RefSeq names its product variable surface protein. The transcript has 3 exons. Lineage: Eukaryota; Apicomplexa; Aconoidasida; Haemosporida; Plasmodiidae. The record is from RefSeq and is a predicted model, not a curated record. Bases 1 to 1008 code for a protein of 335 amino acids.
AUGAAGAACACUGUGAAGAAUAUUGUAAAAUCUCUCAUUUUACUUGAAGUUGCCAUCCCAUUCAUACUUUUAACGUGGAAAAAUCAGGCUUAUAAUGAUUUGGACAUAUGUGUUACAGGAUUAAAUAUAAAUGUUUAUUCAAUUAGAGAAUAUAUUAUAAGAACUCAAAGAUUAUUAGCAAGAGGUGCAAAAAGAAGGGAUUCAAUAAUUGCAGGUUCAACUGGGAGUUUAUUAUCGAAUUACCAAAGUGAGAAUGGAGAAGCAUUAGAGUAUGAUCACCAGUCGUCACAAUAUGGUGAAGAAAAUUAUUAUAAUCAGUCAUCACGACAUGAUUUAGAAAACUAUUGUGACCAGUCAUCACGACAUGAUUUAGAAAAUUAUAGUGACCGGUCAUCACGACAUGAUAUAUUAGGUUAUGAUGAUCUACCAUCCCAAUACGAUGUAGAAGAUUAUGAUUACAUAAUAAAAGAUUCGAAAGUAAGUAUCAAUUCAAAAUACGGAUCAUCAUCAAGGAAUGAUGAAUUAUUUAAAGGACAAGGAGAAGAUAACAGUCUUAAAAAAAAAAGAAAACCCUCUAGUGUAAUUGAAAAGGAUGGAAACUAUAGAGAGAAUGAAAUAUUUGAUUCAUUGAGUUCUUUUGACAAAUAUGAAGAAUAUUAUCCAGUGGAUAAAAGAACUAUGAAAAAUCUUUUAAGUCAAAAUCCAGCUACAAAUGUAAUUGUAGAACGAGGCUUAGCAGCAGCAUUACCAAUAGCUGUGGCAUUAAUGGCUUUAUAUCCCCCUCUUAUAUUUUGUCUUUUUGGUGGUUACACUUAUGUAACGAUACGAUGUAUUCAUAAAAGCAUAAAUAAAAAUAAUCAUUUGAAUUUAAUAAUUAGAUUUAAUAUAUUAAAAUACAAAUGCAUAGUUUUGAAUUACUUAAAACCUUUUUACCUUAAAUAUAUUUUAAAAAUAACAAAUUCCUAUAUAUAUCUGUAUAUCUAUGUUUUAUUAAGAAUAUGUGCAUGA